AUGAAGAAAAACGGUGAAGAAAAGUAUGUGUGGCCAUGGGUCGGUGUUGUAGCGAACGUACCAACGGAGAUUUUCAAGGAUCUGAAAACGCCGUAUGAGCGGAGUUUUGAACAAGACCGCCAUGGGAAGAAAGAUUGGAAGAAUAAUGGUAUUCACACGAGAGGUGAGAAACUCUAUGGAUGGGUUGCGAGAGAGGAAGAUUAUAACUCAUGGGGGAUUGUUGGGGAGAAAGUUAAGAAGGGAAGAGAUUUGAGAAGUAUCUCACAGAUUGAAGAAGGAGAGAAGAGGCAAAUGAAUCAGCUUGUUGAUUACUUGUCUCAAACCAUUGAGAAGAAUGAGAAACGCAAGGAAGUGCUCGAACAUGAAAACAAUGAGGCUUCCCUUGUUUUGGAGGGUUUGGAGUUGCACAACCUUCAGCUACACAGAACCUAUCAAGAAGGUGUGAAAAAAGAACAACAACUUUCUUUUUUUAAGUUUAGGAAAAGAAAAGCUAAUGUUCUUUUUGUCUUUGAUGAGCUGUUCGGGAAUAUGAAUCAAGAUUUAAUGACAGGAGAGAAUAUCAGAGUGAAGAGAUUAGGGCAACUACAUCCUGAAACGUUUUUGCCAGAAAUGAUGUGGAAACAUAGAGGUUCAAUAUCAAGAGCAGAGAAUGAAGGUGCAGAGUUAUGCUCAUUGUGGGAAGCACAAAUCGGAGAUGUGCAAUGGCAUCCGUUUAAAAUCCUUGAGUCUGAUAGACCACCAAACACUACAAGAAAAAGGGGAUAUUGUUACGAUUUUUUCUGUCACAAUAAGCAAAAUUUCGUAACAAUAAAAUCAUAG
Messenger RNA from Microthlaspi erraticum, 819 nucleotides. NCBI's taxonomy places the organism in Eukaryota, Viridiplantae, Streptophyta, Magnoliopsida, Brassicales, Brassicaceae. The record is from the annotation of a GenBank genome assembly.